This is a messenger RNA of Nycticebus coucang (slow loris), 7908 nucleotides long. RefSeq names its product PRELI domain containing 3A (gene PRELID3A). Gene Ontology annotation, biological process: phospholipid transport. Gene Ontology annotation, molecular function: phosphatidic acid transfer activity. The record is from RefSeq and is a predicted model, not a curated record. The coding region runs from base 57 to 710 and encodes 217 amino acids. The transcript has 6 exons. NCBI's taxonomy places the organism in Eukaryota, Metazoa, Chordata, Mammalia, Primates, Lorisidae. Gene Ontology annotation, cellular component: mitochondrial intermembrane space.
CGAAGCGCGCCCGGUGCGCGGGGAGCGGAGCGCGGGGAGCUGCGGCCCGGGCGGCGAUGAGGAUCUGGAGCUCCGAGCACGUGUUCGGCCACCCGUGGGACACGGUGGCGCAGGCGGCCAUGCGGAAGUAUCCGAAUCCGAUGAACCCGAGCGUGGUGGGCGUGGACGUGCUGGACCGCCACGUGGACGGCCGCGGGCGGCUGCACAGCCUGCGCCUGCUCAGCACCGAGUGGGGGCUGCCCAGCCUGGUGGGAGCGAUUUUGGGGACCAGUAAGACUUUAACGUACAUCCAAGAACAUUCUGUUGUGGACCCAGCGGAAAAGAAAAUGGAACUUUGUUCCACCAAUAUCACGCUCACAAAUUUGGUGUCAGUUAAUGAGAGGCUGGUGUAUACACCUCAUCCGGAGAACCCAGAACUGACUGUGCUCACCCAGGAAGCCAUCAUCACCGUGAAGGGCAUCAGCCUCGGCAACUACUUGGAAAGUCUGAUGGCCAACACAAUAUCAUCCAAUGCGAAGAAGGACUUGGGAGCAAGCUGUGUGGAGGUGAGAGAAGAAAGGAUGGAUCCCAGGAGGCUGGCUGUGGCUCUACGUUUGUGCCUGGGUCACCAGAAUUAUUGUUCGGGGGUUCCAGGAGCCCUUGCCUCCUGCAGAGCUGAUAGGAUGCGCUCAGACAUUUGGAAGGGAAGACGUUGCUUCAGUUCAAAGUGACGCCACUCACCAGAGUAGGGCCUUUCCUGUUCACCUUGUGGGCUCACAUCCUUCCCUGUUGAUCCUCCUCAAUGACUUUCCCUCACUCCUUUUUGGGUCUAGAUAUGAGCCUUCAUUUUCAGGAUCAGUGGGGUGAUGCUGAGGCUAUACUUCCCUUCCCAAUGCCCUUCCAUGCUUAAGUCUCUGCUUAGUGGAAAACCACUCAGGACGUGCACUUCGUCCAAGCCCCGACUGCACAGCCAGCUCACCCACUUGUGUAGAUGAUGCAGUGUGAGAAACACAGGCAGCCUCUGAGUUCAGGGCAUGGCGGGUAGAGCCCUCCUGGUGGAGACGGACUCUUAGUCAUCUUUGCGCUUCCAGCACUUGGCUCAGGGCAGGACCCUAAAGUGUCCUGAGAAUAAGAAUCUAGUUAGUAUAGGAGGAAGGGAAUACUCAGUGAGGCCAAAACCACCUUCGCCGACUUUCAUAAGAGGAAAGCAUGGUGAGCACACCCAAGCCAAAGCGGCUUUCCAUCAUUUCACUUUGUCAGGGGUGGUCGUGUGGAAAGCUUGAGAAUCGCUGCUUCCCCUGGCGACUUGGGGAAUGUUCCCUUGUUCCUGAAAAUAGCUUGGGGGGCCCAAGGCAGGCCAAAAGAUGGGGUGUCACCCUGUGGUUUGGGUGAUUUGAGGGUCAGGGAGGUGCUGGCAGCCUGUCCUGGGGCAGGCAGGCUGGGUGUGCUCAACUGUCGGAGGUGAGAUUGGGAGCAGGGCCACCACACAUGUCCUCCAUGGUGGCCUCCGCGCUUCCCUCUGCAGCCUGACCCCAGGCUGCCUUCAGGGGAGGCAGACAGUCCUGCACCAAAUUGAAAUUUGUUUCUGUAGGGAUGGGCUGCCAUCGAGUGGAUAAUCGAGAAUUCUGAAAGUGCUGUAAGCUAAGGAGGCCGCACCAGCACCUCUGAUAAGCAGCCGUACCUGCGGCCUUCAUUAUCCUGGUAUGGAGUUGCCCCCUUUAUUGACUCUGCCAUGGGGUGUGGUGUCCUGUGGCAUAAUGUGUGAUGUGCCCAUGGUUUGUGGAGUGUUGUGUGCCCUUGGUUUGUGGUGUGUGGAGUGCCUGUGGCGUGUGGAGUGCCCGUGGCCUGUGGCGUGCCUGUGGCCUGUGGAGUGCCCGUGGCCUGUGGCGCCUGGUGCACAUGUUGCGUGGAUGCUUGGAAGGAGCUGCUGCAUGUGGCCUCCAUCCUGUGUUCCCAGUGCCUGCUGUGGUAAGUCAUUAGGACCAUUCUCCUUCCACCUCAUUUCCUGUUUAGUGGUAGGAGCGAUUUCCAGGGGGACUUCGUGGCUAUCCAAGGCAGUGGUGUCUCGGCUGCAGACUGCCUGGUAACUUGUGUCAGUCAGCCUGUCCACAGGCCCAGAGCAGUUCAGAGAGCCUGAAUACCACAGGCUCACCUGGAAGGCUGUGCUGAUGGGGAGAAUUUUUCAUUUUGGGCAGGAUUUGCACACUUUCCUAUGAAGAAUGUUUGUGCUCUUCACUUGUUCACAGUCAGUGCUCAGCCAUGUGGCCACCACUGGCCACUUCCUUUUAAUGGCAAAAGCCACUUCUGGCAUUUCCUUGAGCUUCCCAAACAUUCUGUGGCCUCCUUGGCUACCAGUGGCUGGACCGCCAGACAUGGCCCUGACACCGUGGGGCUGGGAAUAGCUGAGUGUCAUGCUCUUCUUUGCCCAGGGCCCUGCCUCUGCCUGGGGCUCCCUGGCCUUGUGCAGUGCCGUGCUGUCGGCAUGACCAUCUGUCCCCUGUCCACAGCAUGUGCUCACUCAGGCCCCUUGGUCAGCAAUGGUACUAUGCCCCAGGGGUCUUCAGAGACUUCUUGCCAAUGUUGCCCAGGUCAUUAAAUAGCUGAGCUUUGCUGGAGACCUUCACUUUGACUCCGAGGUCUUGGUCUGCUGGGGCCUCAUCCAGAGUGUGCGUGGGGCAUGCCUGCCUGGUGGUGUGUACGCAUGUGAUGGUGUCACCUGAAGUGGGUUGUGGGCUCCUUCGGUUCUGCUUCCUCACAACCAGAGCUAAACUGCCUUCAUCUUUAAUCAGAUAACUCACCAAAAAAAAAAAAAAAAAAAGGAAGAAAGAAGAGAAAAGAAAAAGGAGAAACAGAGAAAGAAAAAGAAAAGGAAACAAGGUAUAAAGAAAAAGAGAGAAAACCAAGUCUGGUUGUGGUUGGCUGACCCAGUCUGGGAGAGGUGGAAUCUGCUGGAACCAGCCAUGAUGUGGUCAGAGCCUCCCCAUGGUGACCUCCCAGGACAUGGUGGCCAGGGCGCAGCUGGAAGCUCUAGUCUGUCCCAGAGCCAGGCAGUGGAAGGAGCUGGGCUGGCAAGGGAAGGGCCAGGCUGGAAAGCCAGCUCAAAGCCAGCGCCUGGGACAUCCUUGCCCCUGUCCAGCCCCUGCGGCCAUUUCUGGGUGGAUUUUUCUGUGCACUCACCUGGCCCCCCUUGGCAGGGGCUCUGGCUCUCUUUUUGCCAGUUCUUGGGUUUGCUAAGUCCCGUCUUUCCUUUCAGAUGAGCCCCCAGCACCUCCCUCCGCUCAGCCCCUUGGCAGGUGUGUCUGCCUUGCCACCCCUGAGCAGCCUGCCCUCUCUGCCCCUUGGGGCCUCUGUGUCCUCGCGUUAUUCACACUCAUCUGCAACCUUGGGGAUGGGGGGUGGGGGGAAGGUGCUUUGCCGGCUGGGCUCACUGUGCAGGGCCCAGGGCCCCCAAAUAUCUUUUCUCGAGAGUAGGUCAGCUUCUCCUGACAAGACUCUUCAGUGUUUUGGAGGAGGGAUGGGGACCUGGGGGUCUAAGUGCCCUUUCUAUAGUCUGUGAAGCAGCCCCCUCCAGCCUGCUUGCCCUGCCCUGCUCCAGGGACCCCCACUCCCACCCCCGGUGUCAUGGGCAGUCCCUGCUGUCCAGCCCAGUGUGCUUGCUGAUGCCUUGGGGUUUCUGGUUUGUGUUCCUGUUUUUCUCUUUUUGAUUUUGUGGGCAUUUCAGGAUAAGGGCAAAGGUCUUUUGUCCACCAUCUGUAAAUCAAAGUUGUUUAAAACAACAUUAAUUUUUUGGCUCCACGCUUGUAGCUCGGUGAGUAGGGCACCAGCUACAUACACCAAGGCUGGUGGGUUCAAGCCCGGCCCGGGUCUGGCUGAGCAACAAUGACAACUGCAACCAAAGUCCCAGCUAUUUGGGAGGCUGAGGAAAGAGAAUCACUUAAGCCCAAGAGUUUGAGGUUGCUGUGAGCUGUGAUGCCACAGCGCUCUACUGAGGGUGACAGAGUGAGACUCUGUCUCAAAACAAUAACAACAACAACAACAAAAACAUUAUUUUUUUUUAAAUAUACAGGCAGCCGAUGUUUAUGGUUAAAGGAACAGGAGUCUGCUGAGGGUAAAGGCCUCACCUCCCUCUGCCGGCCCCCUUUUUUACAAAGCCUUUCAGAACUUCUCUUUGUACUUGAAAGUAUGUGUGUGGUGUUUUCUUUUCUUUUACUGAACACAGAGAGGAUCUGUUUUGUGUCUUUUUUUUACUUUUAAGCAGAAAAGUCCCUCUUGAGGAUUAUCUGUUUGGUGCCUAAUUCUUAAUUUGGAAGGCAGUGAAGGCUCCUGCUGCUGACCCUGGACGUGCUCACUGCUGCCCCUGUGGGGCGAUGGUCCGGGUGGGACCCCAUGGGUGAGCCUCUCAGGCACAUGUCUCACUGUACGCCGCCUGCAGCAUGUUCUGUAGCAGCAGCUCCCUGAUGCGGGAGGUUGGUCUGACACCCAGGCAGCCUCCUGUGACCCUCUGCAGUGGCUAUGUUAAAAUGUGUUUUUGGAGGACAUCUAUCUACAUUUGUUAGGGCAAGGACAGUUGUCAGUGUCAGUGACCAGCCACUUCACUGGUGAGCAGUAGGUGUUUUAUUCUUUUUAUGCUUUCCGUUACAAAUAAAAAUUUUUUUUUCUUGAGGUAAUCAGUCAAUAAACUAAAGAAGCAGUAGUAAUUAUUUCCAGCAUUUGUUUAGUGUAAAGUUGUUUGGCUUUGUAACUUCUGGUUUGGUUGCAAAUUGAUUCAGUGUUCAUACAGCUCUUUCUAUUGCUAAUUCACAAAAGCAGAUGUUGUAUGACAAAGUGUCAUGAAAGCAGUUUAACGUUGAUUUCUAAUUUGAGAAAAGUCUACAGUUCAACUUUAAGGACAGAGAAUUGUUUCAUCAUCUUUGAACACUGCUGUCACGUCCAUGUUCGGGGCAUCCCUGCGCUUGGAAGAGAAAUCUGCCAGGGCGGUCUCAUGUCUUGGGACGUGCAGGGGCAGAGGUUCUAGGACUGAAGGCCACGUCAGGAUGAGAAGGGCCUGCUUUCUGCAGUCACCCCCUUCUCUCUACAUCCCAGCAGGAAAUAUGAAUACACUGUGGGAACAAAGAAAUGCUAGGGCACUGCCUGCUGCCCCUUGGGAUGGGGGGCCUGUCCCUACAGUGGGAUCUGCAGAUACGGUGCAAGCAACUGGUGUUGCGAGACAGCAGGUGCAAGGGCUGUGACCUGUGUGUUCAUCUUUCCAGUGCUGUUGAUGUUUGUUGACGCCAACACAAACAUGCGGAGACUAAAUGUCACUAUUUGAGAUAAACAGGUUGUGGUGUGGUUUCCUUUCUGGAGAGGAUGUGCACUCAGAUCAUGAGACCUAAGAUAAAACAAAGUAUUUUUAAUAUAGUCAACUCAUCUGAGGUUUUCUUUUUGAGAGGUAGACUUAAGUUUAUUUGUUAUUCUUUCUUAAAAGAUGACGUCAUGCUCUGUUGCCAGCCAUCAGUAAAACGCAGUUUGCCUUUGCCUUGAGUUUCAAAUAAAUGCAACCCAUUUUUCACUUUCUCUUGCUUUCAUGUAAUGUUCAUUCUCAGGUUUGUCAUCGACACAGAGCAGUCAUGCUUAGAAGGUGCUGAUCAUUCCACGCUUCUCUGCAGCAGAAGAGCUGCCCUGGGUUACACAAAGAUGCUGGGUUACUCAGCAUCUGAUCACCGUGAGCUCAGGUUCAGAUGUAGUCAUGGGUUGGUACCUGUGUAGGGUUGGUCGUUUUGUUUCAAUAUCUUGACUCUCUCUCCUCAUUAAAAGUGACCUUAAAGACCACCUCACCUAACGCCCGUGCUCUGAAACUGAAGAAUUCAACCGGUAAACGUUCAGAGUGUUCACAAAGAGAGGCAGCUGCUUUACUCCCACCCUAGAGCACAGUUUCCCUAGAACUAUUUCAGGUAAUGGAAAACCAGGUAUUGCUGAGGAAGACUACCUUGACUAAUUACAUACUAGUUUUUUCAACUAUCAGAACCAAGAGUCCUGAAAGCCCUUUGCAGUGAACAGAGGAGCCUGGCUCCUGCUGGGGACGCCUUCACCAGCACUGCCCCAAGGAAUGUCUAGUGUAACAACCAGAGCACUCAGCCCAAGUUGACAACCUGUGCAUCUGACUUGGGAGCGCUCCUGAUUGUGGCAGGAAAACCCUAGCUUUUUAUCUCAAGCUGUGUCCCCUGGUUGGUGGACAAGUUGAGUUCUUAGGUUUCUCUUCCCUUUGGGAUGUGUGAGACCAAUGACCCAUCACUUUCACAGAAGGUGCUUUCUGUUUUCUGUUGACCAAUUCAGAGUCCACACUGCAGAAGCUGCAUCAGACCCGUCUGUUCCUCACUGCUCUCACAUGCUGCCCCUGCUGUUACAGGAUGCCUGCUUGGGAACCUGAUGAAGGGAUUCAUCUUCAGCAACUCUGCUCUCCUAAGAACUGCUGCUUCGGGGUAUUGAGAUGUGAGGUUCUCUGCUGUCAUCCUGGAGCCCAGGGCUGGAGGCAGGUCAGGGACAAGACACCGUUGCUAUAACUGUGCUGUCAGAAGGGAACGCUGAGGCACAGGAGUACACACAGAAGGCACAGACUUGGGGACCAGCUUGCUCAAGCCAGCGCCAUGCUCCCUGCUCCUAAGGGAGGGGGCCUCUCCUCCGUCCAGGGAUGACCUGUCUCACACAGCAGCUGGGUCAGCAUCUGGUCCUCUUGGUGCCAAAAGAAAUCUGAAGCCUGACUUGUGUCACACAUGUAGAUGCUUCAGCUCGAGCCCCAAGGUCAUAAACUUACCCAAGUCCUGCUUUUCAAGAGCAUUGUCCUAUCAGCUCUCUGGCUGCUCUGCUUCUUAUGGGCGCCAAUGUGUCACAGCAUCAGGGUAGAGCUGCACGUUUGCACACACACUCUUCUAAACAUAUAUUUUAAUGGAAUAGGCCAGAGAAGUAGUGCAAAUUCCACCAGGCAGCUGCAUCUGAACGUUUGAUUAGUGAAGGCAGUUUUAUAUUCAACUAUCUUAGUGGGCAAAGGGAUAUGUUUCUAGGUAUGCACCUUGGUCAACAUGAGAGAAGGCCCACACCCUUCAGUGGCAUAAUUAAUUUGUGUGUGGUGUGCACACACUCACUUUCUGCAGAGAGAUCAGAACUGGAGUCUUCAAACAGGGUUACCUAAAGUAAUUUCUUACUGUAUACGAAUUUAUGACUUGGACUUAGAAAGUCACCACGCUUUUGGAUAAUAAGCUGGCUGUACACACAGAGGUGUCUUACCUUCCACACAUCCCACAGAAACAUCAGUGAAUGGGGCUCCUACAAAAUGGCAACUGGGGGACAGCUUGUGGGGAGCUCGUAUGAUAUCAUGUUUAAGAUGUUUCCAGGGUCAAUGCUACAUCUACCUUAGUUCACAUAAAAUCAUCAAGAAUAUUCCUUGGCUCACAUUUUAGGAGUAUGCCCCUGAGGAACUUUAUUUAAAAAGUAGAUAUAAAGGCUUCACCUCAAACUCAUCCAUUUGUAUGCAGGCUUACUAUAGAGACACUGCAAGUUUGGUUCCAGACCACUGCAACCUCCCCAAUACUGCAGUAAAAUGAGUCACACAAUUUUUUUGUUUUCCCUGUGAAUCUAAAGGUUUACAUAUACUCUACAAAGCAUGCAAUAGCACCAUGUCUGAAAGAACCACGCACUUUAAUACUUCAUCACUUGCAAAAUAUUAAUCAUCUGAGUUUCAGCAACGUGUAAUUUUUUUUUUUUUCCUGCAGUUUUGUCUGGGGCUGGGUUUGAACCCACCACCUCCGGCAUAUAGGGCUGGUGCCCUACCCCUUUGAGCCACAGGCACCGCCCAACUGGUAAUCUUUUUGUUGCUGGAGGGUCUUUCCUUGAUGCUGCUGACAGGACAGUGGUGGCUGAGGGCUGGAGUGGCUGACAGGACAGGGUGGCUGAGGG